Molecule: messenger RNA, 10046 nt
Organism: Hemicordylus capensis (graceful crag lizard)
Lineage: Eukaryota; Metazoa; Chordata; Lepidosauria; Squamata; Cordylidae
Gene: MED12L
Product: mediator complex subunit 12L
Exons: 45
Coding region: 323-6892 (2189 amino acids)
Biological process (GO): regulation of transcription by RNA polymerase II
Cellular component (GO): mediator complex
Molecular function (GO): transcription coactivator activity; beta-catenin binding
Source: RefSeq, a predicted model, not a curated record
CUCUCUGCGGGGUUGUGCUGUGUUGUCCCUGGGCACUGAAGAAAUUAUCUCCCCCUUGCCUGGCUCUCCCCCACCCCGCUCCGUUGCUGGGCACGCUGCAGGGGGCGGCGGUGGCAUCAGUCUCUGUGGGUGGGUUACAUUUGUGCAGCAUCCCAGCAGCCUCUCGCGCGUGCUCCCUCGCGCGCGCUCUCUCUCCCCUGUAGAAAAAGAGCCAGACCCAGUGGGGGAGUCUGUCUGCCAGCCAAGUGCUGCUCCCUGGUGCUCAGAGGCUGCUCCAUCUCCAACUCUCUCUCAUUCAUUUCGCCGGCUAACAUGAGAGAUCAUGGCCGCCUUCGGGCUCCUCAGCUAUGAGCAGAGACCUCUCAAACGGUCCCGCUUGGGGCCGCCCGACGUCUACCCGCAGGACCCCAAGCAGAAGGAGGAUGAACUUACGGCUGUGAAUGUAAAGCAGGGUUUCAGUAAUCAGCCAGCCUUCUCUGGAGAUGAACAUGGGUCUGCUAGAAACAUUGUCAUUAAUCCUUCAAAGAUUGGCGCUUAUUUUAGCAGCAUAUUAGCAGAGAAGUUAAAACUUAAUACUUUCCAGGACACAGGAAAGAAGAAACCACAAGUAAAUGCCAAAGACAAUUACUGGCUAGUUACUGCUCGUUCCCAGAGUGCAAUUCACAACUGGUUUGCAGAUUUAGCAGGAAAUAAACCACUGAUUAUCCUAGCAAAAAAGGUACCCAUUUUGAGUAAAAAGGAAGAUGUAUUUGCUUAUUUAGCAAAAUAUUCUGUGCCGCUGCUGCGAGCGGCAUGGUUGGUCAAGAUGACAUGUGCCUACUAUGCUGCUGUUUCUGAAGCUAAAAUCAAGAAACGCCAGGCUGCUGAUCCAAAUCUUGAAUGGACUCAGAUUUCAACCAGAUAUCUUCGAGAACAGCUGGCAAAGAUUGCAGAAUUCUAUCACAUGACUGCAAGCCAAGGCAGCUGCUCUCUAGCUAUGCCGCCUGAGGUGGAACAAGCCUUGAAGCAGUGGGAAUAUAAUGAAAAGUUGGCAUUUUAUAUGUUUCAGGAAGGAAUGCUUGAAAGGCAUGAAUAUUUAACAUGGAUACUGGAUGUCUUGGAAAAAAUAAGGCCAGCUGAUGAUGAACUACUAAAGCUCCUGCUACCACUAAUGCUUCAGUAUUCAGAAGAGUUUGUACAGUCAGCCUACCUGUCACGCCGCCUUGCUUAUUUCUGUGCCAGACGUGUCUCUUUAUUGAUAAGUGACAGUCCUAACCUCAUAGCUACACACUCGCCUCGUAUUAUUAUUGGACCAAAUAAUCCUCCUCUAGCAGCUCCAAGUCCAACUACAACGGGUCCUGUGGUGAACCCUGCGCAGCCAGCCUGUUCAGAUUUCCUUUCCUGCCUACAACAUCGUCCACUUGUUUACGGACUCAGUUGUAUGUUGCAGACUAUAACUCUCUGUUGCCCAAGUGCCUUGGUGUGGAAUUAUUCCACAAAUGAAAGUAAAAACACCAAUCCAGGUUCUCCUUUGGAUUUACUUCAAGUUGCUCCAUCUAGUUUACCUAUGCCAGGAGGAAAUUCUGCAUUCAAUCAGCAGGUUCGGGCAAAGAUUUAUGAAGUAGAACAGCAGAUAAAACAAAGAGGCCGUGCUGUGGAAGUGCGAUGGUCGUUUGACAAAUGCCAAGAAUCAACUGCAGGGGUUACUAUCAGCCGCGUUUUGCACACGUUGGAGGUUCUGGAUAGGCAUUGCUUUGAUAGAUCAGAUUCUAGCAAUUCAAUGGAAACUCUUUAUCACAAGAUAUUCUGGCCAAAUCAGAAUAAGGAUAACCAGGAGGUUGCACCAAAUGAUGAAGCUGUAGUAACAUUGCUUUGUGAAUGGGCCGUGAGCAGUAAAAGGUCUGGCAAGCACAGGGCAAUGGCUGUUGCCAAGUUAUUGGAGAAGAGGCAAGCUGAAAUUGAGGCAGAAAGAUGUGGUGAGGUAGAAGUCUUGGAUGAAAAGGAAUCCAUUUCUUCAGCAUCACUUGCUGGAUCCAGCCUUCCUGUUUUCCAGAAUGUCCUUCUUAGAUUUUUAGAUACCCAAGCCCCUUCAUUAUCUGAUCCAAACAGUGAAUAUGAAAAGAUGGAAUUUGUGAACCUGGUACUGCUUUUCUGUGAAUUUAUACGACAUGAUGUUUUCUCCCAUGAUGCUUACAUGUGCACUUUAAUAUCACGUGGAGACUUAUCAGUCACUGCAGCCACUAGAUCGCAUUCGCCAACUGGGGAAAAUGUGGAUGAACGCUAUUCUAAGGAGCAAGAUGUGAAACUGGAGGAGCAUAGUAUUAUGGAACAUAUGUACAUUGACUCGGGAACCUCUAAUAUUUUUGAUGACGUAGACAAGAAUGACUUUAAGACAGACUUUGGUUCGGAAUUUCCAAUUUUUUCUCCAAUGCCUGGGGAGUCCUGUGAGAAUCUGAACUCCAUAUCCAUAUUAGACAGAAGGAUUUCACUGAACAGUGAAAAGUCUACAAAGAGGGAAAAACUGAGGGAACUGAUCUUCCCAUCAAACUACAACCUUCUUCGUCAUUUGCAAUAUGCAACACAUUUUCCUAUACCUCUGGAUGAAUCUUCAAGUCAUGAAUGUAACCAGCGCAUGAUUCUUCUUUAUGGUGUUGGCAAGGAACGUGAAGAGGCAAGGCAUCAGCUGAAGAAGAUUACCAAAGAUAUCUUGAAAAUCCUAAAUAAGAAAAGCACCACUGAAAACAGCGCUGGGGAUGAAGGGCAGAAAGUCAGAAAGAACAAGCAAGAAGCAUUUCCAACACUGGAGAAUGUGUUUACAAAACUGCAGCAGCUUUCAUACUUUGAUCAACAUCAAGUGUCAUGUCAGAUCUCCAACAACGUUUUGGAACAGAUUACUAGCUUUGCUUCUGGGACAUCCUACCAUCUUCCUUUGGCUCACCACAUACAGCUUAUCUUUGAUCUAAUGGAGCCUGCGCUAAAUAUCAAUGGGCUUAUUGACUUUGCUGUGCAGCUGCUGAAUGAGCUGAGUGUGGUGGAAGCUGAGCUCCUGCUGAAGUCAUCCAGCCUGGCGGGAAGUUACACAACAGGGCUGUGUGUUUGCAUAGUUGCUGUUCUGAAGCAUUACCAUGCUUGCCUCAUUUUAAAUCCAGACCAAACUGUGCAGGUUUUUGAAGGAUUAUGUGGUGUUGUCAAACAUGUUGUUAAUCCAUCAGAGUGCUCGUCCCCAGAGAGGUGUAUUUUAGCUUAUCUCUAUGAUCUCUAUGGUUCUUGUAGCCAUCUCAGAAGCAAAUUUGGAGAUCUUUUCAGUAGUGCCUGUUCAAAAGUAAAGCAAACCAUCUAUAGUAAUGUGCAGCCCUCAAACUCCAAUUUGUUAUGGGAUCCAGAAUUCAUGUUGGAUUUUAUUGAGAACCCCUCAAUUCGCAGCCUCAACUAUUCUAUGUUGGGCAAGAUCUUGAGUGACAAUGCACCUAGUCGUUAUAGCUUUGUGUGUAAUGCCCUAAUGAAUGUAUGCAUGGGCCAUCAGGAUGCAGGAAGAAUUAAUGACAUUGCUAACUUGUGUGCAGAGUUAACUGCUUGCUGCACAGUUCUAAGCUCAGAAUGGUUAGGGGUCUUGAAAGCCCUUUGUUGCUCUUCAAACCAUGUUUGGGGAUUUAAUGACCUUCUCUGCAGUGUGGAUGUGAGUGACCUCUCAUUCCAUGACUCCUUGGCCACCUUCGUCGCAAUACUUGUAGCCCGGCAGUGUUUUUUCCUGGAAGAUGUCGUUCAGCACGUUGCACUUCCUUCUUUGCUUACAGCAGCUUGUGGAGAUCCAGAUGCUGAGCCUGGAGCAAGGAUGACAUGUCGGCUUUUGUUGCAUCUAUUUAGGACAACUGAAGUUUCCCUGCUGCCAGCUGAAAAAUCUUUCCCAGGAAUUCGAUCAUCUUGUGAUCGACAUCUUCUAAGUGCGGCUCACAACAGCAUAGAAGUGGGAGCUGUGUUUGCUGUUCUAAAAGCAAUACUGAUGCUUGGUGAUGCUGAAAUCGGAAAUAGCAGCAUCCCUUCCUUGAAAAAAUCAGAUUACUCAGUGCGAAGAUUAUUGGGUGAUCUUGAUGAUGAAAUAUGGGAUGCUGCUACCCAUGCUUUGAAACCGUGUGGAAAACCCAUCUCCAUAGAAACUGCUAGUCUCAGUGAAUAUGCCAGAUAUGUGUUAAGAAGUAUAUGCCAGCAGGAGUGGGUGGGAGAACACUGCCUGAAAGAACCUGAAAGGCUGUGUACUGACAAAGAUCUUAUCCUGGACCCAGUUCUUUCAAACAAGCAAGCACAGAAAUUGUUGCAGUUUAUCUGUUAUCCUCAUGGUGUUAAAGAAUGUGCAGAGGGUGACAAUCCACAAAGGCAACACAUCAAACGCAUUCUUCAGAAUCUGGACCAGUGGACUCUCAGGCAAUCAUGGUUGGAACUCCAGCUGAUGAUCAAACAGUGCAUGAAGGAGCCUGGUUCUGGGUCUGUGGCUGAAAUGAACAGCUUGUUGGAUAAUAUUGCAAAGGCGACAAUAGAGGUGUUUCAGCAAUCCGCUGAUCUAAACAAUAACUCUUCUAACUCUGGUAUAGGCCUCUUCAAUCCAAACUCUGUUGGAAAUGCUGACACAAAUAUUACAAGGCAGAACAGUAAAAAGACAUUCCUAAGUUCCUCUGAACGACAAGGUGUAUGGCUAGUGGCGCCCCUGAUUGCAAAACUGCCUACCUCUGUUCAAGGCAGAGUCUUGAAAGCAGCUGGAGAAGAACUAGAAAAAGGCCAGCAUUUGGGAUCAUCUUCAAAGAAGGAGAGAGACAGGCAGAAGCAAAAGAGCAUGUCUCUUUUGAGUCAGCAACCUUUCCUUUCUUUGGUACUUACUUGCCUUAAGGGACAGGAUGAGCAGCGAGAAGGGCUUCUAACAUCUCUGCAAAAUCAAGUUAAUCAGAUAUUAAGCAACUGGAGGGAAGAACGAUAUCAGGAUGAUGUUAGAGCUAGACAAAUGAUGCAUGAAGCCUUGCAACUUCGCCUUAAUUUGGUGGGUGGAAUGUUUGACACUGUGCAGAGAAGUACGCAGUGGACUACGGACUGGGCACUUUUGCUCCUUCAAAUAAUAACAUCAGGAACAGUUGAUAUGCAGACCAACAAUGAAUUAUUCACGACGGUACUUGACAUGCUGAGUGUUUUGAUCAAUGGAACCUUAGCUUCUGACCUAUCAAAUGCAUCCCAAGUGGGAUCUGAAGAGAACAAAAGAGCAUACAUGAAUUUGGUAAAAAAGCUGAAAAAAGAAUUAGGAGACAAGUGUUCAGAAAGUAUUGACAAAGUUCGUCAACUUCUGCCCUUGCCCAAACAGAUGUGUGACAUUAUUGCUUGUGAACCGAUGGGGUCACUGAUUGAUACCAAGGGAAACAAAAUUGCUGGAUUUGACUCCAUAGAUAAGAAACAGGGGCUUCAAGUCUCAACUAAGCAGAAAGUGUCCCCAUGGGAUUUAUUUGAGGGCAAUAAAAAUCCUGCUCCGCUCUCCUGGGCUUGGUUUGGUACUGUCCGCAUUGAUAGGAAAAUAAUAAAAUAUGAGGAGCAACAGCACCUUCUCCUUUAUCACACUCAUCCUAAACCCAAGCCACGAAGUUACUACCUCGAACCUUUGCCACUUCCUCCUGAAGAAGAGGAGGAGGAGGAAGAACCUACUACCCCUGCAUCUCAGGAACCAGAAAGAAAGUCAGCAGAGCUGUCAGAUCAGGGAAAGCCUUCUACAGAUGAUGAGAAGAAGGCAAAAGGCAGAAAAAGAAAGACAAAAUCAGCUUCCAGAACUGAUGAUUACCCACAGAACAGCGUAUAUAGAGUGCCUCCCAAUUAUUCACCAGUUUCUUCUCAAAUGAUACAUCAUCCUCAGUCAGCUUUGUGGGGCUAUAAUGUUAUGGGACAGCCCCAACAGACUGGCUUCUUUGUCCAGAACCAGCCUCUUCCACCAGGUGGCUCCAGGUUGGAUCCUACAGGGUCUUUUGUCCCAAGCAACACCAAGCAAGUGCUGUCUAAUAUGCUUCAGAGACGUUCCGGCACCAUGAUGCAACCACCAUCUAUUCAUGCAGUUGCUUCCCAGCAGCAGUUACUCCAGAUGAAACUGUUACAACAGCAGCAGCAGCAACAACAACAGAGGCUACUAAGGCAGCAAGCUCAGGAAAAGUUGGAGCUGGGAAACUACAGCCUGAUGAGCCUGAUGUCAAUACCUGACAAGAUCCUAGGACAGAUUAUUAAGCAGUCUGGUCAGCCAAUUGACCAGGCUGCCAUUUUUGCUCAGCAAGUUCGUCCACCUUCUCAGCUUCCACAGUAUCCAGGAAUACAACAGACCAUUCCUCAUGGCUACACAAUGUAUAGUACUCAGAUGUCAUUGCAAUCGCAGCAGGCUGGAGGUAUAGUCCUUUCACCUACCUACAGCCCCAGGGCAUAUCAAGCAGCUCAUUCAAACCCAGCUCUAAUAGAAAGGUUAAGGCAAAUGCAACAGCAGCCAAGUGGGUACAUUCAUCAGCAAGCGGCUGCAUAUCUUCAGCCUUUAACAGGCAACCAACGGUUGAUUCACCAGCCUUUGCAGCAGAAUUCCUUGGUUGGAGGGGCACUUGAUGCUAUACCUGCUGCAGCUUCUCACCCAAACCUUAACUCCGUUCAGAUGCCUCAGGAACAGAUGAGACAGAGACAGCAACACAUUCGGCAACAGAGACUCCUUCAGUUGCAGCAGCAGCAAGGUCAACAGCAGGCUCUUGGUCUCCAAGCAAUGCAACCUCAGCAACCUUUGUUUCCAAGGCAAGGCUUGCAGCAGACACAACAGCAACAGCAGACAGCUGCUCUCGUCAGACAACUCCAAAAACAGCUGUCAAGUAACCAGCCACAACAAGGUGUGAACCCGUAUGGUCACCCUUCACAUUUUUGAAAUGGGAAGAUGGGAAUAACACAAAGUGUUUGCACUGAAGAAUAGGAAAACAGAACUUGAUGCACUAGUUAUUACUAGAAAUGUCCCUCCCCUAACAGAUUUCUUUGUGCUGCAACUGAUGGGAAUAUGUAAGAAAUAGGUGAUUUUUUUUUUUUUUGCAUUUAACUAAUUAUAAAUAUCUGGAUUAUGUAGGAAUAUAUGAAGAAAAUUGUUGCUACUGAAUAUAUGGAUUUGGUGCUUUUAGGGUGUUAACACCUUCCCCCGCCCCGCCCCCCAAGAGGAUUAAAAAUCCUGAAUUUCUUUUUGUGAGGAACAAGGGUUUUUUCUUCUUAAGAACUGCACUGGACCAAACUACUGACUAAAAAGGCACUUCCUCUUUUUGCAUAUUUUUUCAUCUCUUAGUUUUUGGUAAAAUGUAUAUUGAUUUCAGUCAUGUUUAAUUUUGAACAUGUUUGUAGUUUUCAUAAGCACUUUAUAAAAAAGAAACCACGUGUUUUCAAAGUUCCUGAUAUUUUUUCCUUUGCUUUCAUUGUGUUAAUAAAGUUCCUAAAGGAGGAUUCUUACCUGUAUUCAUAAAGUUUCUAUGAAAAUGCCACAAUACAACAGUGAUACAUUUGUUUCAUUUUCCUUUCAGUGCCAGUCUCACUGGCAAGAGCAUGUACAAAGGAUCAGAUCAGUAAUCAAAGCCUGAAUAAUUAUUGUAGAGUUUUCUCAGAGGCAUUAGAUGCUUCAGGGGAAGUCACAAUAUUUAAGCCAGGGCUGCACAGUUUUGGGCCUCCAACUGAUUUUGAACUACAGCUGCCAUCAUCACCAGCUACAGUGGCAAAUAGUCAAGGAUGAUGGGAAUUGUAGUCCACAUUUGCAGGAGGGCUGAAGUUGUGCAGCUCUCAUUUAAGCCAAUAUCAGGCUCCCGUCCUGUGCAAUAUCACCAUGCACCAUGAAGUCAAUGAGGCUUCUGUAUUCCCAUUUUUUCACAAGGUUACAACCUAUACCUGUACUAGAGACCAGAGUAAUUAAAUACAUAGGUUUUGAAUCUGUUUUCCAUAGCUCCACUGGAUGUAUAUUAUCAGGGCUUCCACAACAUGUAACCGAACUCAAGGUGGCCUUUUUCUAGUACUUAGAUGUAUGGUUAUUCCAGAAUGGUUACAGAAAAUUGGUUUGCCAAAAACAAACCAUUCAGUAAACGUUUCCCAGCAUUCUACACAAUUUCCCAAAAUGGUUUCAUAAUACAGUUAAGAAUGUGGAGAAAUAAUUGUUUUCUGAAAUGCUUUAACUGCUCUGGGAGUAAUAGCACUGAAGGGUGGAAUAUAAAUUACUAAAUAUAUAGAAAACUAUAUAUUUCUGUGGUACUCCACCACUGGACCUGCCCCAUAGACAGUUCUUGCAUUAGGCUGAUGAAGUAGUAAGCUUAUGGCUAGGCUGCACCAUAUCAGACUGUGGGCCAAAGUUGACAUGAUGGCAUGCUUCAUGAAAAAAUAUGCCUACACAUUAGUGGUAACCCAAAUGAGUCAAAAUCAUUUUUAGUGGAUUUUUGGUCAUGACUUGGAGGUAUGGGGAGGAAGACUCAGUUUUGUGCAAUUCCCAUGGAACUUUUUAUUUUCAGAAAAUACCCUUUUUUACAGAAUAUUUACAGAAUAUCCCUUUUUUAUUUACAGAAAACACCUUUUUUUAACAGAAUAUUUUACAGAAUCUUCCUUUUUUAUUUACAGAAGGGAAAUGGCUGCUGGUGGCGGUAGCAGUUCUUCAAGCUCUAUUGCUCUUCCUGGCAGUCGGCUCCUGCCAGCUGCCAUUUCCCUACACAGGACACAUCUGGAAUGGCAUGUCAUUCCAAAAAUUGACUUUCAGGGGGGUGGGGAUGGCAGUCCUGUAUGUGUGGGGGUGGCUCCGUACAGGGAGCCACCUCCCCACACAACUCCAGAAUGCACCUGGAACAAAAAACUGGCUUGAUGCUGCAUCAUUUUGGGUGACUUUGGCAAAGGUAAAGUGUGCCAUCGAGUCGAUGUCGACUCCUGGCAACCACAGAACCAUGUAGUUUUUCUUUGGUGUAGAGUACAGGAGGAGUUUACCAUUGCCAUCUCCCGUGCAGUAUGAGAUGAUACCUUUCAGCAUCUUCCUGUAUCUCUGCUGCCUGAUAUAGGAGUUUCCCAUAGUCUGGGAAAUAUACCAGCAGGGAUUCGAAUGGGCAACCUCUGGCUUGUUAGUCAAGUCAUUUCCCCACUGUGCCAUUAGGUGACUUGGAGGAGAAGACAAAUGGUUGUCAGGAACUGUCUCCCAGGAAGAGCAGCAAUGCUUCCAGCACUGCUGCUGCUACCACUUGCAGAAGUACAGUACUACUUUCUGUCAAGAGAAAAGAUAAGCCCCAACCAUGAAAAAGUUCUGUGGGCCUGCACCCUUCCAAAAAAGUCCUCCACCAUUUUUGGCCAAGGGUGUCGUAAGGUUGCCAGAACCUAAGGGGUAUACUUGUGGGUCAAAUGGGCCGUAACCCAAAGUUCGGCUUAAAAAAACCCAAACCUGCCAACCAUAGCUAACCAAUAUUUCAGAAAGAAGACCUUUCUUUAUAUGAAGGAACAUUCAAACCUGCAGUCUGAAGUGGUGCAAUCCAGACCCAGGUUUACCCCUUCAUGGACUGUUGUGAGGUCAUAGUUCCCUAGUCAUGGAUAUAAUUACUUGUUACUUUGUAUGGUAGGUAUUCAAAAGUUUAAACUUUGGUUAUUGUGUAAAUACAGCUGUAUUUAUAAAUUUGCUUCAAAAGCACAAGUAAAUUAUUAAUCAAAUUUACUAUAAAAAUGAAAACUACUUUAACUUUGUGGAAGUGAUAUUUACUCAUAUUCGAGUGAAGAAUAAUCAGAAGAAAUUACUACUGUUUUGUGAAAUUUGAGUAAUCUGUAAUACCUUUUUAGAUUUAGAUGCACAAAUUUUGAACGUGAUCAUGUAGGACAUUUAAAAAAAAUACUUGAGACUAUUUUACCAUGUUUUCUGUAUGAACUUUUCAUUUCCCUUGUGAUGAGAUUACAGUAAGGCGUACUGUGAAUUAAACCUCUGCCGAGCAAAUUAGCCAGAUUAUGUAAAAUAAAAUUUGCAUUGCACAGGCCAAUGCAUUUAUAUCUUCCCAUAGGAUGUCAGAAUCUUUACUGUAAUAAAUAUUUUCUGUGAA